AUGCGGUACCGGGAAACCACUGCAAUGUUGAAUCAGCUAGCAAUGAAUAUGUCGAUGGCCGAUGAGAAGGAUUACAAUAAGUGGAUGGGAGUACUCAAGAAAGUGUGCAAUGAGGCAAACAAGGCAUUGUCAAAGACUAUAACUAGCGAGGACAGACGAUCUGUACCGAUAACUGGGCUGACUUUGAAGGAGAAGAGUAAUCCAAGGAGUCACGGUAAGGAACGUUACCAGUCUACGAAUGAAAAGGAACGUCGUCGAAAGAAACGUGAAUAUCGGAAGAGAAUGAAAUCUAUUGAAGUGGUCACGCCGGACGACACUGCUCACUCGGAUGGCCAUCUUAGUGAUUUGGAUGAUAAUAUUGCUCAAUGGUUAUGA
Molecule: messenger RNA, 375 nt
Organism: Linum trigynum
Lineage: Eukaryota; Viridiplantae; Streptophyta; Magnoliopsida; Malpighiales; Linaceae
Source: the annotation of a GenBank genome assembly